This is a messenger RNA of Nerophis lumbriciformis (worm pipefish), 470 nucleotides long. Lineage: Eukaryota; Metazoa; Chordata; Actinopteri; Syngnathiformes; Syngnathidae. The record is from RefSeq and is a predicted model, not a curated record.
UUUCACUUCCUGUAGCCAACAUGGCAGUCGGCAAGAAUAAGAGGCUGACCAAAGGCGGCAAAAAGGGUGCCAAAAAGAAGAUUGUGGACCCUUUCUCCAAGAAGGACUGGUACGAUGUCAAGGCACCAGCCAUGUUCAACAUCCGCAAUAUUGGCAAGGCCUUGGUCACCAGGACUCAGGGAACCAGAAUCGCUUCAGACGGUCUGAAGGGUCGCGUGUUCGAGGUGAGCCUCGCUGACCUCCAGAAUGACGAGGUUGCUUUCCGCAAAUUCAAGUUGAUCACGGAGGACAUCCAGGGCAAGAACUCCGCGGAGAAGAGAGGAGAGGAGAGGUGUAACCUUUCACUGGGAAAACACCAGAGAAAACACAAGCUGAGAAACUUGCACUUCCAUCAAUCAUCGCUGACAGAGACCGAUAGACGCAAUGAUGUGCCUUUCAUGCGGCGGACUGAGAUUGCGCCGUACGUCUGA